Messenger RNA from Phytophthora sojae, 2106 nucleotides. RefSeq lists its product as hypothetical. Gene Ontology annotation, molecular function: acid phosphatase activity; metal ion binding. Lineage: Eukaryota; Oomycota; Peronosporomycetes; Peronosporales; Peronosporaceae. The record is from RefSeq and is a predicted model, not a curated record. The transcript has 2 exons. Bases 1 to 2106 code for a protein of 701 amino acids.
AUGACGUCGCGCGGCUCGGACGCGUCCCUGGAUCGGCGCGCGUUCCUCUCUCCGUCGUCCCCGCAGUCCUACGACCCUCGUCCUUCCUCCGACGUGCAGACGCGCCCCCGCAAGGCCUCCGCGUCGUCCAGGAGCCGGCCCCUGCAUUGGCUCAUCGCCGUCGUGGGACUCGUCGUCGUCGUCUCGCUGCUCCACGCGACGGAGAGGUCGACCCAGUCCCUCCGGGACGACCAGAACGCGCUGGAGGUCCAGGACGCCUUCAACAUCCCGCGGCGACUGGCGCGCUUCGAGGUGAACCAGAGCGUGCUGGACAACCUGGACACCGUGGAGGUGGCCUUCGAGUACAAGGCGCCGCAGCCCAAGUUCUACGGCCAGGACAGGGUGCACGCCUACUGCGUGAGCGCCGCCGAUGAGCGUGCCAAUCGCACGCCGAUCGUGCCGCAGUUUAUGGACUCGGUGCUGACAAACGACAAAGGCUCGGGGGUCGUGCAGGUCGGGCCGCUGGUCAACAUGCGCUGCUCGUGGCUGCUGCGGUUUGUUACGAGGGAUGAUCAAGUGCUGGGCGAGACGAAGCUAUUGAGGUUCAGACGCGGCCCCACGCAGCCAUUGCAGGUGCACCUGGCGCUGACGGAGAAGGCGGACGAGAUGCGCGUCAAGUGGGUGAGCGACAAUGUGUCGAACCCCGUGGUGAUGUUCGGGGAGGAGAAGGACAAGCUGGAGAGGGUGGAGCGCGCCACCCAGAGCAGCUAUGCGGCGGACGAUAUGUGCCUCGGACCGGCGACCACGGUAUUCCCCAGGAACUACCGAGACCCGGGACAGAUCUUUGACGCCGUGAUGACCAAGCUGGAGGCGGGUAAGCGGUACUACUACCAAGUGGGCGACGAGAAGGGCGAGAAGAGUGAUGUGCUGGAGUUCAGGAUGCCGCCUGCUGUUGGGAAUAAUCGCCUUGCGGACGAUGCGGAAGGAUCGAGUAUGAGUUUCUUUGUCUAUGGAGAUCUGAAUUCGCCGGUUGGAGCGACGGACAAUUUUGCAGAGGAUAAUGGGAAGUGCGGCACCACCAUGCAGCUCAUUCGCGAAGACAUGGAGAAGGCUGCAGCAGACCCAAGUAAGCACAGAUACGUCGCUGUUAUGCAUGUCGGGGAUUUGGCUUACGCCAUGGGGUCGACUUAUAUCUGGGACCAAUUCGGCCACCUCAUCGAGUACGCUGCCGCACGUCUUCCCUAUAUGAUCAGCAUGGGCAACCACGGGGUGAAGAAAGACCCUGUCAAGUGGCCUGCUCACCCGACCUUCGAGAAGCACGGCGUUCACGGCUACCAAUCCUACGGCGAGUGUGGGAUACCCUCGGAGAAGAGGUUCCACAUGCCUGAUAAUGGCAACGGCGUGUACUGGUACAGCUUCGACACGGGGCUUGCGCAUCACGCAGUAGUGAGCAGUGAGCACGAGUUCGUGCGAGGCUCACCGCUGCACAAGUGGUUGGUGAACGAUCUCAAGUCCGUGGACCGCUCGAAGACGCCCUGGGUGUUCGUGUACAUCCAUCGGCCACUGUACUGCUCCGUCGCCUACUCGGGCGACUACUACAGAUCACUGUUAUUCCGCGAUGAACUUGAACAGGAGCUGGCCGACCACCACGUGGACAUCGUGUUCGCGGGUCAUUAUCACUCGUACGAACGCACUUGUCCCGUGUUCGGCGACCGCUGCAUCGAGUCACCCAGCGGCAAGGCGAUGGCACCGGUUCACCUCAUGGUCGGGUCAGGUGGUUACAAGGUGGACGACGCCGGGUUCUACCUCUCUCGUUGGCGCGAACAGGGCUUCCUGGAGCACGGCUACGGCCGUGUGCACAUCUACAACUCGACGCACCUGCACUUCGAGUUCGUGUCGAAUGCCGAGCGCCGAGUCAAGGACGAAACGUGGAUCGUGUCGACACACGACUGGUCCAGCAAUCGCGAGCGAUACCCUCCCGGAUACUUCCCCGCGCAGGAUAUCGCUGGCUACGCAGCUACUGUCAUCUUAGCUUUACUAGCGAGUUACGCCGUGCUACUGCCGGCAAUACGCCGAGCACGGAACAGCAGAUCCACGCCGGUAUCUCCCAUACAGUUCACCAAAUAG